This is a messenger RNA of Durusdinium trenchii, 1260 nucleotides long. The record is from the annotation of a GenBank genome assembly. NCBI's taxonomy places the organism in Eukaryota, Dinophyceae, Suessiales, Symbiodiniaceae.
GGUCCUGCAGGUUGCUGCCAGUGUGGGACAUCGAACGGUCCUUGUGAGCCGCCACAUGGCUUCCUUGCUGAUUGCUUCGCUGAUCUUGGCCUUCUUAGGCUAUGCUUGGGUGAUCGGAGUGCUGCUGUGGAACUAUCCUUGGCUCCUCCAGCUGCUGCUGUUCACCACUGUGGCAGUUCUCUUCUUCGGUGGCUCGUUCGUGUGCUUCCUUUUCUAUCUCAUCCGAAUGAGACAUGAGAAGGGCGCCAUGCAACUUUUGCCGCCCCAGGCGACGCAGUUCCUGGAUCUAUCUAUUUUUGAGAUUGUUCAGGUGCUGAAUCGCUUGGUGAUGAGGCCACUGUACGACGUGGUCCGCGUGCUGCUGCUGAUCAAUGUAGACCUAGACGAGAAGACACGGAAGGAGAUCUUGGAGGAGAUGAGCCCCGAGUUCCGCCGCAGGGUCUUUCAAUGCACGCUCGCGCAGCUGCUGCCCAAGUCUGUUCAGAAGGUCGCCUUGGGCAAAGAGUACAAAGUGGUGGAGGUUGACGAAAAAGCCACCAUGCAGGACCUCUUUGGUGACAAGAUGGAGAUCGAGGACUGCCUCAGUCCCAAGCGGAGUGCAUCCCUCUCCGAUCUUCUCGACUUCAUGCGGUCCGUAGAAGGUGCUUCGCAGAAGACACGGCAGAGCUCAGUGUUACAGAAGAUCCUUGCCAGCAAAGUCUCCGAUGGCGCCUUGUGGACGAUGUCGCAGGGAGCGGUGCAUCAGUAUGAAAGCCACCUCAGUGGUCGGGUGCAUUACCUCCUGGAGAAGAUCAGCCACGAGCCGCGGCAACGUUUCCUGAAGCUGCCCUGGCGCAUUUUGCACUGGGAGGUGACCAUGGCCCAGUCAGUCUUGAAAUCGGCCGCCUCCCUCUUUGCAGAGCGUGAGCCCGCGGAGGAGGCCAAAAAGGAGAGCUGAGCCGAGCACCGUGGAUGCUGAUGGCACGUGGAGUCGACAUGCAGCAGAAGCCCCUUUGGAGGAGAAGCCAUGCCAGGCAGAAGAAGGGACGUAUUUUUGCUGAAUGUGUGCUUUACCUCCACCGGUCGUUAGCCCAGCCCAGCAGCUUGGUCCAACCGGGCAAAACCUUUGUUUCUUUCAGCCGCCCAACCGCUCGUUUCGGCGGGUUUCGGCCUUGUUUCAGUGCUCGCAGUCCGCAAGUGGUCGCUUGGAGGCUUAUUCAAUGAAGAGGCUUGUUUAGCACAUUUUACCCAUUUUCGCCGCAUAUCCCCGAGCAAAGGAGC